This is a messenger RNA of Rotaria sp. Silwood1, 309 nucleotides long. NCBI's taxonomy places the organism in Eukaryota, Metazoa, Rotifera, Eurotatoria, Philodinida, Philodinidae. The record is from the annotation of a GenBank genome assembly.
AUGAAGAUUAUUGCUUGCUUAUUAUUAUUUAUUCUUCUAGUUAAAUAUAUUGAAUCGAUAAAUCCGAAUCGUACGUAUGUAUUAGUAUCAAAUGGAAGAAUCAAUCAAAAUGGAUUUUAUGGAUUUGACAUAUUUGAUUCAAAAGAAAAAACAUCUUUAUAUCGAUUAAGAGUUUCGUCGAGUGAUAUUGAUAUUGCUAUACUUGUUGAUUAUCCUGCAAAAAAUAUAAUGGCUAAUCUUGAAGGUAUAUGGAUAGAGUGGAAAGUUAAUGUUACAUUUUCUGUUUAUGAUUGCAAGUUAAAUAAAUAG